Triticum dicoccoides is the source of this 713-nucleotide messenger RNA. RefSeq lists its product as uncharacterized. NCBI's taxonomy places the organism in Eukaryota, Viridiplantae, Streptophyta, Magnoliopsida, Poales, Poaceae. Bases 1 to 525 code for a protein of 174 amino acids. The transcript is spliced from 4 exons. The record is from RefSeq and is a predicted model, not a curated record.
AUGGUUGCCAGUUACCCCCCAGCGGUGCCACCUUUUGUCGACCUAACUGGCAUCUCCUCGGCCGUUUGUAACCAGCGAAUUAACUUGCGCAUCUCUAGGUUAUGGUACCAGCAAGGUGGCUUUGAUGAUGGCCCUAUCAAGAGUAUACAUAUGGUCGUGACUGAUGAAAAGGGAAACCAUGCUAACAUGACAUUGCCUAACGAGGUUGUGGACAUGUUUGUGGACAAUCUACAUGAGAGAAAUUUAUAUGUAUGUGCCAGGAUCAGUGUGAAGCCCCCUGAGAUGCAAAAUGGAGCCGGCGACCAGCCCUUCUUCCUCGCCCUCAGCCUUGACACCACCGUUGACGCCUCCAAGAGCAGUCGAGCAUCGGCGUCGACACCGGCAAGGCAACAUGUGUUGCAACAUGCAACCAAAUCAAAUGGACAAAGUUAUAUAUCUAAUAUUCAACCAUGUAGUUUACUAUUAUGCAGUGUGAAAAACGGUGUACAUCAGUUAUCUUGGACUAAUACUAUGGCCCGAUUUUGAUAUCUACCACACCGAACCUUGCUUAGAUAGGGCCAUUUUUUAGAUAUUUUGCGGAGUGUUUACUGUUGUUAGUAUCUACCAUCACCUCUGUGAGUAAUAUCAGAUAUAUUUCCAUCCUGAGAUACAUUGAGUAAUAUCAGAUGUUGAUUGAAAAAGGGUUAUAUCAGAUAUUUGAUCAUUGAACUUUU